This is a messenger RNA of Oppia nitens, 1653 nucleotides long. RefSeq lists its product as uncharacterized. Bases 248 to 1417 code for a protein of 389 amino acids. NCBI's taxonomy places the organism in Eukaryota, Metazoa, Arthropoda, Arachnida, Sarcoptiformes, Oppiidae. The record is from RefSeq and is a predicted model, not a curated record. The transcript is spliced from 5 exons. Gene Ontology annotation, molecular function: zinc ion binding; RNA binding.
GUACAUGUAGUGCACUGUUAGGUGUCGUUGUAAAGCCUAUUGUAUUGCUUUUUAGUGAAAAACUGAUUUGCGCUCAAAAACUCAUUACAAUUGAUUAAUAUAUUAUUAAAUAUAUUCAACUCAUUUGAAUGAUGUCUUAAUUGGUUUAAUCACUGGACUGUUGACAAUCAAUUUGGACAUCACUUUAACAAUCAUAAGACAUUGUCGUUCAUCUGUUAGGAUCUGUCAGUGAUAAUACAAAAGAGAGAUGGACGGUUGGGGUGACCAGUCAUACAAUAGUCAGCCAUCGUUUGGUUCAAUGAACAACUCAUACGGUGGUAAUAUGAAUCAGUCGACCCGAUCGGAAGCCUCUAAUUUGGCGCCGAUUAAUGUCUCGGCACAGCUCGAGAUUAAGGGGUUUUCAGGCGAUACAGACAUCGCUACCAUUCGCAGCAAAUUUGGCCGAUAUGGUCGCAUUGCACGGGUUAUUAUGGAUUAUAGAAUCGUUGAGAAAAGAGUUAAUUGUUAUUUGGAUUACGAAGUGGAGGGCAGCUGUGAUAAUGCCAUCAGAUUAGAGAACAAUAAGAAAAUCGAUGGAAAGACUAUUAUAGUCCAAAAAAAGACAAAUAAUGACUUUCAAAGCAAUGAUAGAGGAGCGAAGCGACCACGAGUUGAUAGCGAUGGCGGUGGUGGUGGUGGCGGUUGGGCUAAUGAUAAUAACAAAUCAUCGAAUUGGGGAUCAAAUAACGAUGAUUGGGGCACUUCUUCACCUUCUAAUAAUAAGUCUGAUGGUUGGGGCGAUUCUAAUGGACGAAGUGGUGGCGGACGACCGGCAAGCGGUGGUCGAGCCUGUCAUAAAUGUGGAGAAGAAGGACAUUUCUCACGAGAAUGUCCUAAAGGAGGCGGCGGCGGAGGUCGUGGUGGUAGAGGAGGCGGUCGAGGAGGUGGAAGGGCUUGUUUUAUUUGUAGCGAAGAAGGACACUUCUCGAGAGAAUGUCCUAAAAAAGAUUCGGGUGGCGGUCGAGGACGCGGAGGAGGCAGAGGCCGUGGUGGUCGUGGAGGUGGCUCCUCUUGGGGUGAUUCAAAUAAUACUACUAGUGGUGGAUCUGAUUGGGGUGACUGGGGUUCCAGUUCUAAUGAUAACAAGUCAAGUAACGAUUGGGGAUCAAGUAAUGCCAAAAACGAUGAUUGGGGUACAAGUAGUAAUAGUACCGCAAAAGUUGAUGAUUGGGGAACCAGUACUUCAAAUACAAAACCUGCAUCCAGUGCUCCGGCAGCUGAUGACGAUUGGGGCACUUCUGCAGAUACAAAGCCUAAUACGACUACUAAUCAGUUAGACUGGGACUCAAUACUUGGCGGCAAUAAGUCUACCACUGAUCCACCAAAGACUGAAUCAGAUAACAAAAAAACGAACGAUGACGACGACGGAUGGAAUUGAUUGUCGAUUGAAUUACAUUUCAACUGAUAUAUCGAUUUAUUUGAUGAUUUCAAUUAUAUUUUUAAAACAUUAUUGAAUAUACACUGUAUAUCUUAAUCUCACAAACUUUAAUCAUAUAAUUAGUGAUUUGAAUUUAUUUUUGUUUAUUUUGAAUUUCAUUAGUGUAUCACACAAUCAAUCUUUGACUUCUAUUUCAUUAACAUUCACACAAUUAUUAUUUCUACAAAUUCCCAAAU